AUGAGUGGCCUCCUCAAGAAGGAUUUCCACAGCCGCUUCUUCCAACCUCCAAUGACACUGCAGGACAAGGUGGUUUUGCCCUCUAGAGGGAACUAUAACAUCACCCUCCAGUUGGCAGUUGUGAUGUGCUGUGUUACAGUAUGUGACGGGACCCCGGACCCCAGUAAGAGGGAGACGAUGUUGCACCAGGAGGCCUCCAGGCAGACAGGAGGCCGCGUGCAGUUGACAGGGGCAGAGCAGCGGCUCGACACACACCUUCACAAGCUAAAAGAACAAGAGAUGGCUGCAGCCCAGUUCCCUCCUGCCAUUCACUUCUUCAAGGCACGGCCCCUCAUCCAUAGGAGUCCCAUCUUUAGCCUGCUGCGAAUGAUGCCCAAAGGGGCAGCCCUCCAAAUCCACAGCUCAUCCCUGGUUGAUUGGCUGGUGAAGAACAUCACAUACAGGCCCCAUUGUUACAUCUGCUUCACAUGGGGCAGGUCUGUACGGUUCGUCUUCUCUACCUGGGACUGCCUCUACUGGCAACUGUUGAAGACCUUGAGAGCCAACAUGGCGGAUCCUACAGACAUUUGUAUUUUUGGAUGUUUUUCCAGCUUGAUGCAAAACCUCACACUAUCCAAUGAUGAUCCAAACACUACCUACCCGAGCCAGGAUGCAGUGUGGGAGAGAUUUGAGAUGGCAUUCGUGGCCAUAGCUGGGCUGGUCAGCUACUUUCGCAGACCAUGAGGGCACUGAAGUGGAUGAAAGCAUUCUGAAUGCCCUACUGUUCAACAUCACACGUAUUGGGAAUGGGUGUUAGGUAUGCGUAACUGGCUGUAAGGGAGUCAGAUGCAGGAGAGCAGAAGUUGGGCAGCCAGAGGAACCUUUUAUUUCGGAGAACAAAACACAAAACACACGGCACUAAGAACACUAAACACAAAAUGCGUUGACAUAACCCAGCGCAAACCAGUCUAACGUGCACAUACACGAAACAACUCCCCACACAGACAUGGGGGGAACAGAUGGUUAUAUACAUGUCUAAUACUGAGGGAAUUGAAACCAGGUGUGUAG
Messenger RNA from Oncorhynchus nerka (sockeye salmon), 1047 nucleotides. Its product is annotated as adenosine deaminase 2-A-like. Lineage: Eukaryota; Metazoa; Chordata; Actinopteri; Salmoniformes; Salmonidae. The transcript is spliced from 3 exons. The coding region runs from base 1 to 723 and encodes 240 amino acids. The record is from RefSeq and is a predicted model, not a curated record.